GCAUUUCCCCAUUUCUGAUGCUAUCAGGCGUUCUUGGCCCCAGCUGCGCGAGGCAGAGGUGCAGAACUUUUCCCCGGGGAUCCUGGGCACUGGAGCGUUAUUAUGCUAUUAUGCAAAUACAUGAUAAACACGCAGCAUACACUAGCAGGAAGUUUGUCCCUCACAGUGCACACGGGAUGACACAGUAACUGUAGCCCUUGGGCUGGAAAUGUUAGGGCAGAAAAAUAAUUUAGAAAAAGACACGUUACGAUCGUGGAAAGGAUACCUUCGUGAAAAGACUGGGAGAACUUAUCUUAUGGGAUGGGGUGCGCUGGCUCAGGGCCCCUAAAUCCAAAGUCUCCGCGGGCCGGUGCAGCUCAGCCAGAUAGGGACCGGUACAGCUUAGACCCCACAGCCCGCAACCAGAAAGGGCUUUUACCAGGCCAGGUUCUACACAACAAAAAUGAGCCAAAGGGUGAUAAGGUGGUGACUGCUCUGUACUCAUAUGAAGGCAGAAAUAAUGGGGAUCUUCCAUUUAAGAAAGGGGAAAGAAUGAAGAUCCUGUCAGAGGAGGGGGAGUGGUGGACGGCAAAAUCUCUGACGACUGGAAAGGAGGGACUGAUCCCAUCCAAUUAUGUAGCUGCCGCUGAGAGCUUGGAAACCAAAGAAUGGUUCUACAAAGAUAUCACUCGAAGAGAUGCUGAGAGGCAGCUACUCGCUCCGGCCAACAAACCAGGAGCCUUCCUCAUCCGAGAGAGCGAGACCACAUCAGGGACGUACUCUUUGUCAGUAAGAGACAUAGGAGAAGACGGUUCUGACAUAAUCAAACAUUACAAGAUUCGUAACCUUGACAGCGGCGGCUUCUACAUUUCCCCUCGCGUCACGUUCGUAGACCUUACCAAACUGCUCCAGCACUAUAAAGGAGAACAAGCGAAUGGACUCUGCCGGAAGUUGGGACAUCCCUGUGUGAAGCCGUCAGUUCAGGCUCCCUGGGACAAAGACGCCUGGGAGAUCUCCAAGGACACGCUACGGAUGGUGAAGAGACUGGGGGCCGGACAGUUUGGGGAGGUGUGGCUGGCGAUGUACAACAACACCACGAAGGUGGCCGUGAAGACCCUGAAAGAGGGCACCAUGACGGUGGAGGCCUUCAUGCUGGAGGCUGAUCUGAUGAAGGGCCUGCAGCAUGACAGGCUGGUCCGCCUCUACGCCGUGGUGACCAAGACACCUCCCAUCUUCAUCAUCACCGAGUUCAUGGCCAACGGGAGUUUAUUAGAUUUCCUCAAGAGCCCAGGAGGGAAGAAGGUGCUUCUGCCCAAACUCAUUGAUUUCUCUGCACAGAUUGCGGAGGGGAUGGCCUACAUCGAGCAGAAGAAGUACAUUCACAGAGACCUGCGUGCAGCAAACGUCCUGGUGUCUGAGAGUCUGCUCUGUAAGAUCGCCGACUUUGGCUUGGCGCGCAUCAUCGACGAUGACAUGUACACAGCCAAAGAGGGAGCCAAGUUUCCCAUCAAGUGGACAGCUCCUGAGGCGAUCAACUACGGCUCGUUCACCAUCAAAUCAGACAUGUGGUCAUUUGGCGUUCUGCUGUUUGAGAUCGUCACCUACGGGAGAAUGCCCUACCCAGGCAUGAGCAACAGUGAGGUGAUGACCCAGGUCCAGCGUGGGUACAGAAUGCCCUGCCCAGAGGGCUGCCCUGCUGAGCUCUAUGAGAUCAUGGGGACCUGCUGGCGCCCCAAGGCCGAGGACAGACCCACGUUUGAAUACCUACAGAGUGUGCUGGAGGACUACAACACAGCCACAGAGGGUCAAUACCAGCAGCAGCCAUGAGAGGGCAGGAGAGAGACAGAAGUGUGUUCAGAGCUAUGUUCAACUUCGUGUCCGGACGAUAGUAGUGAUUGCACUGGCGCCAUACCUUUUUUUUUUUAAAUAUAUAUAUCUGAGGUUCUGCUUGUUACAAUAGUGGUAUCUAGUAACAGAACAGCACAUAUCACAAUUAGACUUUGGAGAUCCAAAAUAGCCAAAUUAGCAAAAUAGUCAGUUUUACAUUAUUCUAUAUUUAAUAACUCUGCUUAAUGUUUGUAUAAAAUUUGAAAGCUGCCUAUUAAAAAGUCUUCCCUUUUAUCAAAGGAA
Clupea harengus (Atlantic herring) is the source of this 2109-nucleotide messenger RNA. RefSeq names its product tyrosine-protein kinase Lyn-like. The record is from RefSeq and is a predicted model, not a curated record. Gene Ontology annotation, molecular function: protein tyrosine kinase activity; ATP binding; protein binding. Gene Ontology annotation, biological process: protein phosphorylation. Lineage: Eukaryota; Metazoa; Chordata; Actinopteri; Clupeiformes; Clupeidae. The coding region runs from base 301 to 1806 and encodes 501 amino acids. The transcript is spliced from 13 exons.